AAAAAAACUUGAAAAAUCAAACCAUACGAAAGGUUUCCAUCAGCUCUUCCUCUUGUGUUGAGUCUUUUUGAAUUCCGACUAAAUCUCCCAUUACACCCAAUACCCACUCCUCAUCUUACCUACCCUCUCCCUAACCAAAAUUGCCACGAUGUCUGCUACGUCACCCAAAGUCGACUCCAAGGAGCUCCCCGAGACCAACAGCACUACUACCACCGAGCAGCAGCCGGCUGCUGCUGGGGACGCUGCCCCGGAUGCCACUGCUGAGCAGACUUCGACUGCCGGGAAUGGCGCUGCUGCUGAGGCAUCUCCCGCUGCCCCUGCUCCUCAACAGAGCAAUGGAGCUUCUGCCAACUCCAACAACAACCAGCAGAGUCAGAACACCUCCCUCUACGUCGGUGAGCUGGACCCUUCCGUCACCGAGGCCAUGCUGUUCGAAAUCUUCAGUAUGAUCGGCCCCGUCGCUUCGAUCCGAGUCUGCCGAGAUGCAGUCACUCGACGAUCCCUCGGAUACGCCUACGUCAACUUCAUCAACUCCAACGAUGGAGAGCGUGCCUUGGAGCAGCUCAACUACUCGGUCAUCCGAGGACGACCCUGCCGAAUCAUGUGGUCGCAGCGUGACCCAGCCCUCCGACGCACUGGUCAGGGCAACAUCUUCAUCAAGAACCUCGACGAGGCCAUUGACAACAAGGCGCUCCACGACACCUUUGCUGCCUUUGGUAACAUUCUGUCGUGCAAGGUCGCAAUCGGAGAGGGCGGUUCUCUCGGAUACGGCUUCGUCCACUACGAGACUGGCGAGGCUGCUGACCAGGCUAUCCAGCACGUCAAUGGAAUGCUCUUGAACGACAAGAAGGUCUUCGUCGGCCACCACGUCCCCAAGAAGGAGCGACUGCAGAAGAUCGAGGAGGCCCGUGCCAAGUUCACUAAUGUCUUCUGCAAGAACAUCGACGUCGAAGUCACUCAGGAGGAGUUCGAGGGACUCUUCAAGGGAUACGGCAGCAUCACCUCUGCCGUCCUCUCCACCGACGACGAAGGCAAGAGCCGCGGCUUUGGUUUCGUCAACUUCGAGGACCACGAGCAGGCCCAGAAGGCCGUUGACGACCUACAUGACACUGAGUUCCACGGCCAGAAGCUCUUCGUCGCCCGAGCCCAGAAGAAGAACGAGCGAGACGCUGAGCUGCGCCAGUCUUUCGAGGCAGCCAAGAACGAGAAGCUCUCCAAGUUCCAGGGUGUCAACUUGUACCUGAAGAACAUCCCUGAGGAGUUCGAUGAUGAGCGACUCCGUGAAGAGUUCGCGCCGUUCGGUGCCAUUACCUCGUGCAAGAUCAUGCGAACUACCUCCGGUGUCUCCCGAGGCUUCGGUUUCGUCUGCUACUCUGCACCCGACGAGGCCAACAAGGCCGUCGCUGAGAUGAACGGCAAGAUGCUGGACAACAAGCCUCUGUACGUCGCCUUGGCCCAGCGAAAGGAGGACCGACGACAGCAGCUCGAGGCUCAGAUCAUGCAGCAAAACCAGAUCCGCCUGCAGCAGCAAGCUGCCGCCGCUGGGAUUCCUGCUGGCUACCCUGGACAGCCCCUGUACUUCCCUCAGCCUGGCUUCCCCGGUCAGCCUGGUAUGGUCGGCCAGCGACCCCGCUACCCCGCCCCCGGUCAGAUGCUGCCCCAGGCUAUGCCUAUGGCUGGACCUUACGGUCAAUUCCCUGCUGGAAUGGUUCCACCUUCCGGCUACCGCCCCCCUCGUCCCCCUCGUGGUGGCCCAGGCAUGCCUCCUCAGGCUGGCGGACCUCGUCCUCCUGGAGGCGCUGGUCUCAACGGCGCUCCUCGACCUGGUCAGCCUCUGCCUGGCCGUGGCAUGCCCGCUGGUGCUCGUGGACCCGGUGGCCGUCAGCAAUACCCACCCGCUCAGCCCACUCUUACCGCUGCUGCCUUGGCUAACGCUGGACCAGAGGAGCAGAAGCAGAUGCUCGGAGAGGCCAUCUACCCCAAGAUUGCGGAGAACCACCCCGACUUGGCUGGCAAGCUCACUGGUAUGAUCCUGGAGCUGCCCGUCAGCGAAUUGCUGCACGUUCUAGAAGACGGCGAGGCCCUCAACUCCAAGGUUGGCGAGGCCCUGCAAGUUCUCCGAGACUACGAGACCCAGCAGGGUGGUGAGGACUCUGGCGAGUCCAAGCAGGAGGCUGCUUAAGGAGCAGUGGUGGCAUCUUAGAAGCAGGAGUCGCUGCCUUUGAGACGUCGAGGGUCGAGACACUGGCGCUACGCUGACUACGCAACCAUCGUGUGUGGGCCUACCGUUGAGCUGCCUUUGCUCCCCUCUCCCUUUCGUUGGUGGACCUUCGAUCUUGGUUGCUGAUUGCUGAGGUGUGGCAUGACUUCCCCCUUCUCCUUUAUGUACUUUUAGCUCUUUUCCUUUCCUCAUGCGCACC
Microstroma glucosiphilum is the source of this 2420-nucleotide messenger RNA. Its product is annotated as polyadenylate binding protein. The transcript is spliced from 2 exons. Gene Ontology annotation, molecular function: poly(U) RNA binding; poly(A) binding; mRNA 3'-UTR binding. Bases 149 to 2182 code for a protein of 677 amino acids. The record is from RefSeq and is a predicted model, not a curated record. Lineage: Eukaryota; Fungi; Basidiomycota; Exobasidiomycetes; Microstromatales; Microstromataceae. Gene Ontology annotation, cellular component: ribonucleoprotein complex; nucleus; cytosol.